This is a messenger RNA of Lucilia cuprina (Australian sheep blowfly), 1032 nucleotides long. RefSeq lists its product as uncharacterized. The transcript has 2 exons. Bases 210 to 878 code for a protein of 222 amino acids. The record is from RefSeq and is a predicted model, not a curated record. NCBI's taxonomy places the organism in Eukaryota, Metazoa, Arthropoda, Insecta, Diptera, Calliphoridae.
AACGUUUGAAAAAAAUAUAUAUAGAAAAUAUUAGAAGUUGCUGGGCUGCAAUUAAGUUUAUCAAUAAAAUAAAUUAUAGAUAUACACAAGUUAAUCAUUAUCAAACGAAAUGCAAAACAUUAAUGAAAUGCUCAAAAGUGUAUAUAAAAUGAAAAAUAUUUGAACAUAAAAUCAAUAAGCAAUUGUUUGUUCAAGUGAUUUAUAUCAACAUGAAAUUCGCAGUAUUUACUUUCCUUGCCUGUUUGUGUCUAGUUGGCGCUAGCGCCAAAGCAACUGGUGAUUUUAUGAUAGAUCAAGAUGUUUUUCAACAAUAUGAAUACAUUAACGAUGAUUUGGCCGAAGAAAUUAUGGAAAUUGAACCACAAACCUUCUUUUCCGGCUUUUAUUAUGUGUUGAAAAAAGUCCUGAAAACAUUCCAAGGUAUUGCCUGUGUGGUUAAUGAAGUGUAUCGUGUUCAAGUUGCAUCCCAUAAUUUCUUAACUGAUAUUGCUCUAUGUGGUGGUGAACUUUCACAAAAAGUACAAACUUUAGUGAAUGCUGUGAAGGAUAUUAUUGAAACCUGUCGUGCUAUUGCUGGUAUUAACGAAAGUGUUUGCUCUAAUGAUCAUGCUGAUGUGUUUGGUCGUGGUGUUGUUUCUAGUGUAAAAGUGGGUCAUAAAUGUGCUUCCAACAUGUUGAGCAAAUUGUUGAGAUUGAACAGACAAAUUAAGCGUGCCAUUAAAUUAAUGAUUCAAAUUAAAAAUGUUCCCGGUGAUACUAGUGAAUGUGUUUUGAAUGCUGUUGAUACUUUGCUUAAUCAAUACACCCAAUUCCCUGCCAAUGUUAAGGCUUGCACUAGCGCUGGCGCUCCUCCAACUGAGAAUCCUUGUGUAGUUUAAGAUUUUUUUUUUGAAAAUAUUUAUUUAUUUUGAAAUAAAUUCAAAAUUUUGUUUAGUAAUUGAUUAGAAAUUUAUGUUUAUUUGGUUCUUUGGAAUUCUAGUUCCUGUUUCAAAAAUUAUUUUUUUUAAUAAAAAUUUUACUUGAGUAAAAAAC